Messenger RNA from Orussus abietinus, 1530 nucleotides. RefSeq names its product NAD(P)H-hydrate epimerase (gene Naxe). The coding region runs from base 397 to 1203 and encodes 268 amino acids. Gene Ontology annotation, molecular function: NAD(P)HX epimerase activity. The transcript is spliced from 4 exons. The record is from RefSeq and is a predicted model, not a curated record. NCBI's taxonomy places the organism in Eukaryota, Metazoa, Arthropoda, Insecta, Hymenoptera, Orussidae. Gene Ontology annotation, cellular component: mitochondrion.
UGAUACUCCCUUACGUUUAUUCAUUUAUUCUGUUACAUCUGGGAAAGAUGCUAAAUUUCCGUUAAAUCUUAAUAAUUUGUCUCUUGAACAAAUUUCUUCACUGCGAUCGGAUGGAUCGUACAGAGACAAAUGGAAUUUUCUUAUCAAGGCAAAUAGAAGUAUUUUUAAAGUAUUUGGAACCUUAAGACACAUCAACGGAGAUAUUGUUCUUGUUGCCAUCCGUUUAGAAAAGGUAGAAGAUCCAAUUGGUAGUUUAAAAACAUUAGGGAUGUUAGCUGCUUUUGCUCCUAAGAAAUAUUGUAUCAUAUCGAUACAUCGAGUACCUUUUCGGAUUUAUUCUGGGAAUUGAUAAAGAAGAAAAAGGUGACAGCCACAGAAAACGAAGUCUAACCUCAAAUGUUGAAGCUUCUCAGCAUUUUGCAAACAAGCUUACAAGUAUUUCCUAAUAGAACUACUGGAUCACCUGAUGUUAUAAGAGCUGCCAAAUUAAUUCACAAUAAGAGCAGAAAAAUGGUGAGGUAUCUGGAGCAGACUGAAGCAAUUAAUAUCGAUAAAGACCUGUUCGAAAGGUAUCGAUUCAGUGUUGAUCAACUAAUGGAACUUGCUGGGCAAAGUUGUGCAGUUGUGAUUGCAAAAUGUUAUCCAUUAGUAAAAAGUGCUUCCAACAAUGUGUUGAUAUGUUGUGGGCCAGGAAAUAAUGGAGGUGAUGGUCUGGUUUGUGCUAGACAUUUGAAACUUUUUGGAUAUGCUCCUGAAAUUUAUUAUCCAAAAAGAACUUCAAACCGUUUAUACGAAAAUCUUCUACACCAAUGCACUGAAAAUGAUAUUCCCAUUGUUGAAAGUACAGAGAAAUUUAAGGAACUGAAUAAGAAUAUUGUUAUAAUAGAUGCAUUAUUUGGAUUUAGCUUUAAACCUCCAGUUCGAGAUGAAUUUGUUCCGAUUAUGAAUAUCCUAAAAAGUACAGUGAUUCCAAUAUGCAGCAUUGAUAUACCUUCUGGCUGGAAUGUAGAAAAUGGUCCUUCCAAAGGGGAUAUAAAUCCAGAAACACUAAUAUCUUUAACUGCACCAAAAAUGUGUGCUCGUCACUUCAAAGGAAAAUACCAUUAUUUAGGAGGACGAUUUGUACCUAAAAAACUGGAAAUUCAAUAUGACCUACAGCUUCCUGAAUAUCCUGGGACUGAUCUGGUUGUUCCUUUAUCAUAAACAGAAAUUAUGAUAUAUUUUAAAUAUUCAGUGUAUCUUUUUUGAAUUUCAUGUAAAUUUAUAUUUAAUUCAUGUAAGUCAUAUGCUAACUGACAAAGCUGUAUCAAUUUAUAAACAAGUUUUAUAUACUGAUUUGAUAUGUUAAGAUAGAAAGAUACGUAAAAUUCGAUUUAAUACUGUAUUUUUUUAUAUGGAGUACGAGAGUUAAUGUUAAUUCAUUUGUAAUAUUACUAUAAUUAAUCAUAAGUAAACAUAAACAUAGUGAUCCUUGUGUUAUUGUGUACAUAUCUUCAGACAUUACUACAAUAAAUAAUGCCAUUCUGUUAA